AAUUCCAUCAUACCAACCAUCAUCAUCACAUCGAGCGGAGUUUAAUUUUUGCCGAGCCGAAUUACACAGUGGUCAAGCCGAUCGCCUUAUUGAUUACACCACUUCACGGAACCAUCUGCUGUUCCGGUGUUGUUCGGGUGGAUACAUUUAUAAGAUCACUCAGUCCACCAUGCGGAUUCUUUUAGCAACCGCCGUCCUUUUGGGCGUUGCCGUUCUAGCAUACGGCCAGAGUUCCAGUUACAGCGACAACAGCGGCACAGCGACCAUGGCCAGCGCAGCCUCCAGCAGCUACGGAUCCAGCAACAAUAACGCUGCCAGCUCAUACGGUGGAUCCAGCGGCGGCGGAAGCUACGGCGGAUCAUCCAGCGGUGGUUAUGGCGGAUCAUCCAGCGGUGGUUAUGGCGGCAGCACCGGCGGCUCCGGCGGAGGCUAUGGUGACCUUUUCAGCUUCCCCUUCGGUUAUUCUAGCGGUUACGGCUACGGCUACAGAAGGUACAUCCCUGUGCCAUGGUGGAUCUGGUACCCAUCCAGCUUCGGUUACAACAAGGGAUUCGGCUUUGGCAUGAACGGUGGUGGAUUCGGUGGUGGAUUGGGAGGUGGUGGCGGCGGAUACGGCGGUGGUGGAUAUGGAGGUGGGGGUGGCGGCGGCGGAUAUGGAAAGUAAAAGAGUUAUCGAUGAUAGAGCGGAAACGGCAGUAGUGACGACAUCGGCAAAUGUUAAUCAGGCCAUCCGGUCAUUGUUUAAUAUUCUCACCGGCUUCCUCAUCAUCUACUGCACGCUUUCGUGUCCAAUUAACAAAACCGCCCAUUCCAACGUCUCUCAAGUUCAAACCGCGCAUUGCCUGCAUCUCAACACACAAUCAACACACUUCCGAUUCGUGAUGACCUCUCUGUAAAGUCCGCCUGAGGCAAACCGUACUUCAAGCUUUUUUAACAUCCGCUCAGUCUUUGUGUCAUCUGUUCUUGUAGUUUUUUUUUGUUCCGUAUUCCUCUCUGUAUAACUGUUUUUUUUGGUGGCUGGUCCAUCAAUCGACGUCGAGUUAUUGUUUGUAUAAUGCCGUAUAACACUGAUGAGAAAAUUAUAUUCUGACCCUGUUUGCUCAUAACCGCAAUUUUGACUUGUGUCUGUACAAUGCAUAGUUGUUGGCUAAUAAGAUAACGUUAACUGUU
Molecule: messenger RNA, 1170 nt
Organism: Paramacrobiotus metropolitanus
Lineage: Eukaryota; Metazoa; Tardigrada; Eutardigrada; Parachela; Macrobiotidae
Exons: 5
Coding region: 170-664 (164 amino acids)
Source: RefSeq, a predicted model, not a curated record